Molecule: messenger RNA, 552 nt
Organism: Protopolystoma xenopodis
Lineage: Eukaryota; Metazoa; Platyhelminthes; Monogenea; Polystomatidea; Polystomatidae
Source: the annotation of a GenBank genome assembly
AAUCUCUGCACUGGCACAAGUCCUGUUAAGGUGGUCGGAACGCUCCGAGACCAGAGACUUCAUUCCCCUCGGUCAGUCGAUCCUGCACAUUUUCUAAUCGCUGUGAAGCAGCGAUUUCAUGGAAUACGCCAAGUUCCAGCAGAACAAAACAAGGUCUGGCUCACCAUCAGCAUUAUCAAUAGGAGCAGAUAUGACCAGAUAACCGGACCCGACAUCCAUUUGGGCCUCUUUUCAACCCACUUUCCUCUCGUUUGUAGUCCUGGCGUGCCGACAGGUCUGCUGCUGUACCAAAUCCAGCAUGCCCAUUGGAAAAAGCCGAUUUGUGCGUCUGUACAACAGACUAUUAGAGCAGAGCAUUCUGGUCGAGCACCCUCAAUUUGGCUACUUUCGUCGUUUUUACGUCUCUUGCAUGUCUGGCCCUACCACUCAGCGUCGGCAACUCGAGACUGGACUCGACCAGAGAAUGACGGUCUUCGGGCUCUUGCCGAAUACGAAACCGUUCGGCUUGAUCGCCGAGUUUGGCUGCAGCGUAUCCUCAGCUCUUUGGGCUAA